AUUCGCUUAUAUUUACGUACGAGGUGACGCGGGCGCAGUCACUCACACAGUAAGGUUAAGUGCACACGUGUUUUAAUAUUAUACAAAAAAAACGUCUCAAAGUGUUAAAUAAACAUAAUGGGUACUGAAUCUAAACAUUUAUUAGAUUUAAGUGUUGAAGACUUUAACAAAUUUCUAGAUUCCUUCGACCAUGUCCUCUCCGAUUGUGAUGGUGUUAUAUGGACUCAAAAUCCUUUGCCGCGAGUCGGAGAGUUCUUUAAACAGAUGAAGAAACGCGGGAAGACAGUGAAUUUCGUUUCCAAUAAUAGCAUUCGAUCCAGAGCAAAUUAUGAAGCUCAAUUCAAAGCAGCCGGCAUCGACAACGGCUUUGAGAGCCUGAUCAUUCCAUCUAUCGCAGUGGCAGAGUACCUGAAAUCAGCUACAUUCAAUAAAACUGUUUACUGUGUAACCUGUACUGAGACCAAAAGAGUCUUAGAAGCUCACGGAUUCAAAUGCAAGGAAGGUCCAGAUCUAGGGCCAGAGUACUAUGGCGAAUAUAUUCAGUAUUUAGAAGACGAUGAAGAGAUAGGAGCCGUCGUUUUUGACAGCGAUUUUAGGAUAAACUUGCCGAAAAUGUACCGAGCCAUAACUUACCUGAAAAGACCUGAGGUCCUCUUCAUAAAUGGAGCGACUGAUAGGUCGGUGCCAAUGAAACCUGGUCUUUUAGCUUUAGGGACGGGAGUUUUUGCAGAUCUGGUUACGGCAGAAGUGAAACGAGAGCCCGUGCUGCUUGGGAAGCCAGGAAAAGCUUUCGGUGAAUUCGCUAUGAAGCGAGCCGGCAUCACCGAUCCUAGUCGAGUUCUUUUUAUCGGUGACAUGAUCGCCCAAGAUGUAUCUCUAGGGAAAGCAGUUGGUUUCAACACUUUAUUAGUUUUAACGAACACUACCAAAGAAGAAAUGUUGUCACACACAAUACGACCAGAUUACUACGCGGCGUCUCUUGGUAGUAUUGUGCCUCUAAUUCAGUAAAUUGUUUAAGUUAAUAGGAAAAAAUGAUUUAACUAGUAGGACAAAUACAUUUCCCCUCUAGCUAUGAAGAAUAUGUAUUUGUGAAACUAAGCUAAAUCUCAAAAUUAAACAUUCUGUGUACUUAUCUACGAAUCAGACGUCGCAUGUUCAUUCAUAAUAUUUCAAUUAUUUUAAUCUUUUUGAGUGGGUACUUUUUUUUUUAUUCCCUAGAACGGUGGAUGAGCUCACAGCCCACCUGGUGUUAAGUGGUUACUGGAGCCCAUAGACAUCUACAACGUAAAUGUGCCACCCACCUUGAGAUAUAAGUUGUAAGUUCUCAGUAUAGUUACAACGGCUGCUCCGCCCUUCAAGCCGAACGCAUUACUGCUUCACGGCAGAAAUAGGCGGGACGGUGGUACCUAUCUGCGCGGACUCACAAGAGGUCCUACCAGCAGUAUACGUGGUAGGACCUCUUGUGGUCGUAGGUCGGUAGACAGCGGCUUGGCUCUGCCCCUAGCGUCACUGAAGUCAAUGGGCCAUUGACUACCACUCACCAUCAGGCGGGCCGUAAGUCCGUCUGCCUACAAAGACAAUAAAAAAGAGGGUACCUGUAGACAAAGUCAAUGUCACCACCGACCUUGAGAUAUGAAGUCGGGGUAUAUUUUUUUUUUGUAUAUCGAUUUUCCUUUUAAAUUGUAACGUAUAGCUAUUGUGACAGAAAUAUAGAGACUAAAGUUAUCUACCCUUGAUCCCUCCAUCGACCAAUCACAAGCUACUCGUGUUUGCUUUAGAUUUAUUUUUAUUGUAUGUACGUGAUGCCUCUGAGAUAAUUUAUUUAGUGCAAGUGAUUUUGUAGCAUUUAUUGCAAUGUAGAUAAGGAUCAAACUACUACUCAAAGUUUAAUUUAUUCUUUGAUUCGUUUUGUUUGUGCGUUUUUUUUUUCAUUUAUUUCCAUAAAUUAGUUUUGCUAAGUUAAUAAUAAGUACUUAAUCUUGCGGCUGUUUAAAUAAUUUCGUAUGAAUCAAUUGUCGUUCAUCUUUUAUAUUUUCAAUGUUUUAUUGUAUUUCUUUAGGAGCAAAUUUGUUGAUAAUUCAAUAUGAUGUGACGAUGAUUUUUUUAUGUUCAUCAAAUUCGACCAUAGUCACUCACAGAUUUAGAUUUGUUUAAGUAUCGGAUUUUCUUUUUUUCCAUCAUUGGCGUUUUCAAAAAAAAAAUACCUACACAUUCUAAAUAUAUUCAUAAAUACUUUUGAUAUACGCAUGAAUAAGUGUAUUAUUUAACUGUUUUGCUUUUUCUGAAAGAAAAAAAAAACAGAUUUCUAAUUUAUUUUGUUGAUAUGAAGCUAGUGAAUUGCUAACCAAAAACCGCCUGUCAAACUAAGUAAGCCCUAUCUAUUCGGUGGUAGCAUAAGCUAUUCCAGCUACUCCUGGAAGGGUAGGUAAGCUUACAGGCUCCACCUGAGAUAAUUUACUAACACUAGUCCUAGCAAAAGCAGUGCUUCGCAGAAUCUACCACAGGAUAUGAAUCGUGACCCACUGAGAAGAUCCAGCGAGAAACUCAGUGGGCUGUGUCUAUGGAGGAACGCCAAGUGCAUGUCGCUACAACAUUAACAACAAGAUUGACUGUAACCCCUGAAUAAAAUCGAUUAGCAAUAUGUUUUCUAAAUAUAUUUUUGUUUAAAUUGUCACUCAAAUUAUUAUGUUCGUUUUGUAACGCGAUUUAUUUUGUCAUGUCAAUACGUGAUUUAAAAAAAAAACUUUUGAACAUUUCUAUAUAUUUAUAUUAUAAUAAUCGUAGUAUAUUAAAAAAGAAAAAUAUUAAAAAAUAUGGUUCAGAAAUAAAAUUUUGAUCUAUUAUCAA
Messenger RNA from Bombyx mori (domestic silkworm), 2847 nucleotides. RefSeq lists its product as uncharacterized. Gene Ontology annotation, molecular function: phosphatase activity. The transcript has 6 exons. NCBI's taxonomy places the organism in Eukaryota, Metazoa, Arthropoda, Insecta, Lepidoptera, Bombycidae. Bases 118 to 1008 code for a protein of 296 amino acids. The record is from RefSeq and is a predicted model, not a curated record.